Molecule: messenger RNA, 1404 nt
Organism: Folsomia candida
Lineage: Eukaryota; Metazoa; Arthropoda; Collembola; Entomobryomorpha; Isotomidae
Exons: 3
Coding region: 168-944 (258 amino acids)
Source: RefSeq, a predicted model, not a curated record
AGACAACGCGAGCUACCACGCGCAUUCAGACUUGAGCUGGCACGGUCACUUCCUCGCAGGCAAGUGAGCCAUCACCAUCUUCACGGAACCCUCACAAUUUCCCAUAACUCAACCAGUUUAUCUUCAUAUGUGGACACGCUUAUUCACUCCAAUCAGCUACAAAUAAAAUGGCGGAAAUGAGUAGUUCAAGUGGUGCAGCCAGGGUUCAGAAAGUCGUGUCCAGACUGGAGAACAAGUCCUACGUCGUGACGGGAGGGAUCAGAGUGACGUUGCGAGAACAACUCAACGAGGUCGAGCUGGGUGAUGGCACCCGAAAAUUCAUCAUCCUCAAGAGUCAAGAGGUGGAAAGCUGCUGCGGAGAAGACUCGUCCACUCAAAGUGUCCCAGAACAGGACAAAAUUUUUACCCUUAUCGACACAGUCAAUAACGUUGACUCCAGUUCUUCAGAGAACAAAGAUAAUGUGUCACAGCAAAUAAGUUAUUUCACGGUCACGAAAAAUCCGCGAAAAAGGAAACAAACCUUCCCCACGACCGCUUCACAGCCAAAGGCAAUGAAAAUCUUCUCCUGUUCCAGCUGCGCCAAGAAAUUCAACAACAAGCAGGGAUUUGAACGUCAUGAACACAUUCACGAUGGCGAGUUGUACUGCCCCGAACCAGGCUGUGACGUCAGCUUCAAGAACAUCACUUCCGUCACCAAGCAUCGCAUUGAAAUUCACAACUAUACGAACCCACUUCUCGAGGCGAGAAGGAAGGCAAAGAAGACGACCCAAGAAAAAGAAGACUCUGCUCAAGCACAUGAUCCGGAGGACUUGGUGGCAACAGAAGCAAAAUCCGUGUCGCCUUCCCCCUCCGCCACAUCGCCAUUCGAAGAAACGGGCGACUACACGAGCAGCGACGACGACGAUAACGACGACGAUGAGAGCGACGACGAUUACCAUCCAUGAUUACCAUCCUGAAGCCAAUUUCGAUUUUACUUGUACAAUUAAUUAAGUUUGAACGGCCACGUUUAUAAUAAUAAUUCCAGAUUUUUUAAAAAAUAUAAUAACUCCUAUUGCAGCUUGUCGUUUAAAACUGACAAUAAAAAUGAACUAUAUAAUUAAAAAUGUUGUGAAACGGUCUAGGAGGACUAUUUUGUAAACUUUACAGUUUUAUUUUGCUUCGCCAAGCUUUCGGCAAAUAAAUAUUGCCUUCUUCAGGGUCAACGUAGAUAAUAUAAAUAUUUUACAAUUAAUCACUCUCACAAUUUCUAUAACUUGAUAAAUUACAUUAAUCCUCUUGGUAAUUUACGGAUUUUUUAUAAAUGGUAAAAUCGUUGGUGUCCAUAUGGAAUUAAUUUUCAUUCCAUUAUUGGUGUUCAUUGUAUUUGUCGAUUUCUUGAUGUACAAUGCCUCUUUAAUUUUUCGA